Chionomys nivalis (European snow vole) is the source of this 546-nucleotide messenger RNA. RefSeq names its product ring finger protein 183 (gene Rnf183). The record is from RefSeq and is a predicted model, not a curated record. Lineage: Eukaryota; Metazoa; Chordata; Mammalia; Rodentia; Cricetidae. Gene Ontology annotation, molecular function: ubiquitin protein ligase activity. Gene Ontology annotation, biological process: protein ubiquitination.
AUGGCUGAGCCACAGGGCCAAGAGCUCACAGCUGAGUCUGUCUGCUGGAAUCCCUUCAACAACACGUUCCACACUCCCAAAGUGCUGGACUGCUGUCACUCCUGCUCUGCUGCGGGAGUGCUGGUCCACCUCAGCCUGGUAGCUCCAGCCCGGCGCCGCUUGCUCUGCCCACUCUGCCGUCAGCCCACCAUGCUGGCUUCAGGGCAACCAGUCACUGACUUGCCUACAGACACUGCCAUGUUGACCCUGCUCCGCCUAGAACCCCACCACAUCAUCCUCGAGGGCCACCAGCUCCGUCUCAAGGACCAACCCAAGAGCCGUUACUUACUGCGUCAGCCUCGGGUCUAUACCCUGGACCUUGGCCUGGAACCUGGGAGUCAGACUGGAACCCCUCAGAACACCCCCAGCCACUCCUCUCUCAGAGAGUGUACCCACAACCCUCACUUCCGGACCUUUGUCUACCUGAUGGCUGUCAUCCUCAGCGGCAUCCUACUGCUCAUCUUGUCCACCUUUUGGACUAAACAGUUCUUUUGGGGCAUGGGGUGA